This is a messenger RNA of Brenthis ino (lesser marbled fritillary), 1761 nucleotides long. Lineage: Eukaryota; Metazoa; Arthropoda; Insecta; Lepidoptera; Nymphalidae. The record is from the annotation of a GenBank genome assembly.
AUGCGAGUGGCCGUCGCUUCAGGCAGUUUCGAGCCAGACUCGCCGGCGCCCGCCCGUAGCAGUGAAGUCGCUACGACUCGCUACGAACGACCCGCUGUCGAUGCUUACGUAUCUCGCGCGAUCUGUGACGCACUGUGCUCUGUACCGCUUGAGCUACCAGGAGCGCUGCAGCAAUUACCAAACCUGGCACGUUUGCUCUUAACAGAUAACCCGCAUUUAGGAAUCACACAGCUGGAUACACAAUUGUUGGUAGGGACAGGCCGUAGACUUCAACAGAUCGAUGCAUCGAGAACCGGCCUUUGCCAAGUUCCUGAAGCGUUCACCCAUUCCGUACGUUUUCUAUCUCUCGUUGGAAAUAAAAUUAUGUCUAUAAGGUGCGGUGACCUCGAUAGCUACCCAUUGUUACAAUCAUUAGAUUUUUGCGACAAUAAGAUUGGUUCAAUAGAGGACGAUUCUCUAGGAAGACUGGAAAUGUUAUUGUUUUUAAAUUUAAAUAAAAAUCUGCUUUCUAACGUACCACGGUCACUUCCAGAUGGCUUGAAAUAUUUAUCUAUUAACGAGAAUUCAAUAAAAAAUCUUACUAAACCAGAUUUCAAGGAUUUACCUAAUCUUCGCAUUUUGUUAUUGAAGAGUAAUCAAAUACAAUACAUUCAAGAUAGCAUAUUUGAUGAUUUACUCUCACUAGAAAUGUUGGAUUUAUCUAACAAUCCUAUAAAGUUGUUGUCUCCUAGCACAUUUGAUGGACCGUUAUCGCUUCGAGACCUAAGACUGUGUCAUUUGAACAUAACUGUACCUGAACAAGAUGGUUCGUUUCCUCUGUCGACGCCUGAAAGCGUGCAAAUGCUCCAUCUCCAAUCUAGUCCCGGCUUAGCGAGACAAUUGUUAUCUGACUCAGCGGCUUUAGCAGCUUUUUCCCAUCUCCAGUAUUUGGAUUUACGGAUGAAUAAUCUUACGGAAAUACGAAAUGAUUUAUUAUUUUAUUUAGGACAGCUGAAAACUUUACGAUUACACGGCAAUAAUAUAAAUUGUAGUAAAGAACUAUGGCUUUCUGAUUGGCUUAAUUGGAAUAAAAGCCUUUUCCGCAGUGAAACCUGUUAUUACUCAACGCAAGAAGCAAAAUCGGAAAUCUCUAAAUAUAAUUGCACAUUUCCAGAAACAUUUACGAUCAGUGAAAGUUUGCCACCAGUAAAUUUAUAUAGUACUGAAAUGAUAAAUAAACUGCUCAGGUAUUAUGGGUAUUUAAGUAAUAAAACGGAGCGAGUUAAGCACACCUUUAACAGUUCCACUUUAAAGAAUAAUAUUGAUGGUUUUAUAUUUAACAGUAAUAACGAGACAAAUAAUGAUAUUUUACAAGGUAAUUUAUUGGUCGACGAUAUCGUUGAACUGAAUAAGCCUAUGAAUAGGAAAAAAAUAUUAAAUGAUUACUUAAAUGAAACGUUAUUUGUUAAGAUUAAACAAUCACGGAAUCUUUUAGAUCAGAAAAAAAUUGAAAAUGAUCCAUUAAAAAUUGAUCACAAUUUUUUAGAUAUUGAACAACACACGCCGUAUUCCACUCGAUUGAGUAUUAAAGAAAAUGAUAACGAAAAGGAAAUUUACCGAGGAAAACUUUCUGGAAAACGAUUAAAUAAACCAGUAUCAACAAAGGAGUCUAAAGCAAUUAUUUGGACAACAAAGAACCAAAUUAUGGGAAUUUCUGCUGUUACUGAGGCAUACACAGUAAAUCCAAACGUUAGCAAUCGUAGUGAGGCGGUCGACUGCACA